AUGCAACAAUAUAACAGAAGUACUAAAAAUGCCGUGCAGCGAGCAAUAAUGGACAUAAUAUUCAAAGCCGAUGAAGGAUGCAGUAACUUUUCUCAACAUUAUAAUCCAUCAGCGUUCAAUUCUCAAUUCAAUUACAGUGGUUAUACAACAGGCUCGGUUCCUUUAUCAAGUUACUGCAAUGAACCACCUUCUUUAUCUAAUCGCUCAGAACCAUAUACUUCAGGGUAUUCAACAGGUCAGAAUCAGACAAGUUACCCUACAGCUCCAUAUGCUUCACCUGUUCCCUCAGAAUCAUCCCAAACUUCAUAUGAAGAUGUAGAUUUUGUGAAUGACCUGAUUUGA
Molecule: messenger RNA, 342 nt
Organism: Parnassius apollo (apollo)
Lineage: Eukaryota; Metazoa; Arthropoda; Insecta; Lepidoptera; Papilionidae
Source: the annotation of a GenBank genome assembly